AUGUCGGCCGCACCCAACUCGACCUCGGAGCCCGUCUCGAAGAACAUCGUCUGGCACGAGGGCGUCACGCAGACGCAGCGCGAGGAGCUCGUCGGCCAGAAGGGCGUCACCAUCUGGUUCACCGGCCUCUCGGCCUCAGGCAAGUCGACCCUGGCGUGCGCGCUCGAGCUCGAGCUCCUCCAGAAGGGCAAGCGCGCCUUCCGCCUCGACGGCGACAACGUCCGCUUCGGCCUCAACAAGGACCUCGGCUUCUCGCCCAAGGACCGCGAGGAGAACAUCCGUCGUGUCGGCGAGGUCGCCAAGCUCGUCGCCUCGUCGUGCACGACGACCCUGACGGCUUUCAUCUCGCCGUACCUGGCCGACCGCGCCCUUGCGCGCAAGAUCCACGACGAGAGCAAGAUCCCGUUCCUCGAGGUGUUUGUCGACGCGCCGCUCGCCGAGGUCGAGAAGCGCGACCCCAAGGGCCUGUACGCCAAGGCCCGUGCCGGUGUCAUCAAGGAGUUCACCGGUGUCUCUGCGCCGUACGAGGCGCCCGAGUCGCCCGAGCUGCACAUCAAGACGGCCGAGGUCGACAUCGAGACGGGCGUCCAGAUCAUCGUCGACUACCUCGAGAAGCACAAGUUCAUCUGA
Molecule: messenger RNA, 630 nt
Organism: Rhodotorula graminis WP1
Lineage: Eukaryota; Fungi; Basidiomycota; Microbotryomycetes; Sporidiobolales; Sporidiobolaceae
Exons: 4
Coding region: 1-630 (209 amino acids)
Biological process (GO): sulfate assimilation
Molecular function (GO): adenylylsulfate kinase activity; ATP binding
Source: RefSeq, a predicted model, not a curated record